Rotaria sp. Silwood2 is the source of this 264-nucleotide messenger RNA. NCBI's taxonomy places the organism in Eukaryota, Metazoa, Rotifera, Eurotatoria, Philodinida, Philodinidae. The record is from the annotation of a GenBank genome assembly.
AUGCGGCCUGGUUGGACCUCUGAUACACGUCGUCUAUCAGCUUCACUUGUUUAUUCAUUAAAUCAUACACCAUCUGUUGAUAAAGGUAUUAUACAAAUAACAGCUGGUUUUGUUUUUUUUGACGAAUAUCUUGUUCAAGGUUAUUUAAGACAAUUAUUAUCAUCAUUAUCAUGUUUACAUGAAAAAGAAAUUAUUCAUCGUGAUAUACAUAAUGUUAAUAUAAUUUUAAAAGAUUCAACAAAACAAUCAAUUAAAUUAGGAUGA